Molecule: messenger RNA, 1239 nt
Organism: Drosophila virilis
Lineage: Eukaryota; Metazoa; Arthropoda; Insecta; Diptera; Drosophilidae
Cellular component (GO): cytosol
Molecular function (GO): L-galactose dehydrogenase activity
Source: RefSeq, a predicted model, not a curated record
AGUCUACUUUGUCGUUUCUCUGAAUCUGGAACGCGUUUCGGUGGAUUGCGAAAAAAAAGACUAAAAAUAAAUAAACAGAUAUGUCUGGAAAAUUACCAGUGACCUUUGUCAAAGGCUUCCACAACGAGGAGCAAGUGAAGCGCAUGGAGUACCGCAAGUUUGGUAAAACUGGUUUGGAAAUCUCCAAAAUAGCGUUCGGGGGAGGGGCGCUCUGUGCCAAUUAUGGCUUCGACCUGGAGGAGGGCAUUAAAACAGUGCACGACGCUUUGAAAGCUGGCAUCAACUAUAUAGACACAGCGCCGUGGUAUGGCCAGGGACGCUCGGAGGAAGUGCUUGGUAAAGCGCUAAGGGACGUGCCAAGGGAGGCCUACUACAUAGCCACCAAGGUGGCACGCUAUGAGCUGGACUACGAACACAUGUUUGACUUUAGCGCGCAGAAGACCCGUGAGAGCGUGGAGAAGAGUUUGCAGCUGCUAGGCCUGGACUACGUGGAUGUGAUACAAAUACAUGACAUCGAAUUCGCCGAAAAUUUGGAAAUUGUGCUCAACGAGACUCUGCCCGCUCUGGAACAGUUGGUAAAAGAGGGCAAGGCCAAGUUUAUUGGCCUAUCCGCCUAUCCAAUAUCAGUGUUAAAGGAGUUCAUUUCUCGCGCCGAGGGCAGAUUCGAUACGGUGCUCACAUAUGCACGUUAUACUCUUGCUGAUAAUACGCUGCUCGACUAUUUGGACUAUUUCAAGUCCCAGAAUCUGGGCAUUAUUUGUGCAGCCGCACAUUCGCUGGGUCUGCUGACCAAUGCCGGGCCGCAGCCCUGGCAUCCAGCCAGCGAUGAGCAGAAGAAAAUAGCACGCAAAGCCGCCGAGCUAUGCAAGAAGGAAGGAGUGGAACUGGGAAAACUGGCCAUGUACUACACCAUUCAACUACGCGAUGUGUCCACAUUUCUGGUUGGCAACCAAACGCGCCAGUUGCUCCAAAUGAAUUUGGCUGCCUUUUACGACGGCCUCAGUGCGAAAGAGCAGGAAGUGCUGCAGCAUCUCAGAGAAAACAUCUUCGUAAAACCUUUCCACUGGGAGGGCAACGAACUGGAACGAUAUUGGGCUGCACUUAAAAAGAAAUAGAUCACAUUGCGAUUUUAAUAUUUAACGCUUUUGUGUAUGCGCUAAAUUAUUUUUGAUGAACCAACCGAAGUCAAAUAUUAUUAUUAUUAUUCAUGAUGAUCCAAAUAAAACCUUUACUCAUGUA